This is a messenger RNA of Hypanus sabinus (Atlantic stingray), 3846 nucleotides long. It is a transcript of the gene gclc, whose product is annotated as glutamate-cysteine ligase, catalytic subunit. Gene Ontology annotation, cellular component: glutamate-cysteine ligase complex. Bases 315 to 2228 code for a protein of 637 amino acids. Lineage: Eukaryota; Metazoa; Chordata; Chondrichthyes; Myliobatiformes; Dasyatidae. Gene Ontology annotation, biological process: glutathione biosynthetic process. The transcript is spliced from 17 exons. Gene Ontology annotation, molecular function: glutamate-cysteine ligase activity. The record is from RefSeq and is a predicted model, not a curated record.
ACAUCCUGCCUCGUGAGAAGAAAACAUAGCCCGGAUGGUGGAGGUCUUUCGAGGCUGCUUUCUUGUGGCACCACUCUUAGUAAAUGUGCUCAGUGAUGGGGAGGGGUUCGCCUGUGAUUAUGAGGUUAAUCAUUCAGCCGUGGUUUGGCAUUAACCAGAACUGCAGACCUCCUUUAUAACGGUAUAAAGCAACCGACAGAGAUAAAUAGAGGCAAUUCCACAGAAUCUGCCCCACAGACUAACUCCAUGUAAGUUGAGCCCCAUCACGGGAGCCAGCACCGCUCAAUUCUCACACCGAACGCCUGCCGGUGAGUAUGGGUUUACUAGUGGAGGGAUCGCCACUGAACUGGGAAGAGACCAAAAAGUACGCGGAUCACAUCCGCAAACACGGCAUCAUCCAGUUCCUCAACAUCUACCACAAGGUGAAGGACCGACAGAAGGACGUGCUGAAAUGGGGCGAUGAGGUUGAGUAUAUGCUGUUGUCAUUCGAUCACGAGCAUCAGAAAGUUCAGUUACUGCUUCAGGGAGAAGAAAUUCUCCAUGAACUGCAAAAUCGAGGAGAGAAGGCAAAUCCCAACCACCCAACUCUUUGGAGACCCGAGUAUGGAAGCUACAUGAUUGAGGGGACACCUGGGCAGCCCUAUGGAGGGACCAUGGCAGAUUUUAACACUGUAGAAGCAAAUAUGAAGUUACGACGACAGGAGGUGUUUGCCUUGUUGAAACCAAAUGAGACCAUCAGCACCAUUACUGCUUUCCCCAGGCUUGGAUGUCACCAAUUUACAAAACCUGUAUAUGAGCCAAAACCAAUUGAAAGUGGAGCCUCUAAGUCUCUGUUCUUUCCAGAUGAAGCAAUUAACAAACAUCCAAGAUUUAGCACUUUGACUAGGAACAUUCGUCACAGAAGAGGAGAAAAAAUAGCCAUUAAUGUACCAAUUUAUAAAGACAAAAAUGUGUCUUCCCCUUUUGUUGAGAAGUUUCUGAAUGACGAUGGAGAAGCUGCAAGAGCAACAAAACCUGACCACAUCUAUAUGGAUGCAAUGGGGUUUGGAAUGGGCAAUUGUUGCCUUCAGGUGACAUUCCAAGCUUGCAGCAUCUCAGAAGCCAGGUAUCUUUAUGACCAGCUUGCUACAAUUUGCCCUGUUGUGAUGGCUUUGAGUGCUGCUUCACCAAUCUACAGAGGCUAUGUGUCAGACAUAGAUUGUCGCUGGGGUAUAAUUUCUGCUUCUGUGGAUGAUCGAACCAGAGAAGAAAGAGGCUUGGAGCCUCGCAAACACAGCAAAUACAGGAUUAGUAAAUCCAGGUACGAUUCCAUUGACAGUUACCUCUCCAGGUGUGGGGAGAAGUAUAACGAUCUGGAAUUGACCGUGGAUGAUGAAAUCUAUAAGCAACUUCGAGAAGGAGGUAUUGAUCAUCUGCUGGCACAACAUAUUGCUCAUCUUUUCAUUCGAGAUCCUUUAACGCUCUAUGCAGAAAGGAUACAUUUGGACGAUGCCAAUGAAUCUGAUCACUUUGAGAAUAUACAAUCCACAAACUGGCAAACAAUGAGAUUCAAGCCACCACCCCCAAAUUCUGAAAUUGGAUGGAGGGUUGAAUUUCGGCCAUUGGAGGUCCAGUUAACAGACUUCGAGAAUUCUGCUUAUGUGGUCUUUGUUGUGCUGCUAACCAGAGUGAUACUUUCCUAUAAAUUAGAUUUUCUUGUUCCACUCUCAAAAGUGGAUGAGAACCUGAUCGUGGCUCAAAAGCGCGAUGCUGUUCGUCAGGGAAUGUUCUACUUCAGGAAGGACAUCUACAAAGCUGGAAACCCAGUUGUUGAUGGCUGUGCUUGUGCACAGAAUGGCGUUGAUUCGGAUUCUGAGGAGUAUACAUUAAUGAGCGUAGACACUAUCAUUAAUGGCAAGGAAGGAGUUUUCCCAGGUUUGAUUCCAAUUAUAAACUGUUACCUUGAGAACAUGGAGGUAGAUGUUGAUACGCGGUGUAGCAUUUUAAACUACCUCAAGCUGAUCCGAAAGAGAGCUUCAGGAGAACUGAUGACUGCAGCAUGUUGGUUAAGGAACUUUGUUGCUCAUCAUCCUGACUACAAGCAAGACUGUAUUGUGACUGAUAAAAUCAACUAUGACCUAAUUAUGAAAUGUGACCAAAUUGCAAAGGGUUUGCAUGACUGUCCAAAGCUGCUUGGAGAAGUGGUCAGUAAACCGAAACAUUCGGAUAGCAAGCACAGCACUGUUUAAUAUCAUGGUGUUGUCUACUUUUGUUAAUGGUACAGAUUUUUGUAGGGCGCUGAGACCAAGAAUGUCAGCAAACUAAUAAGCAGGGCCAACCAUAUAAAUUAAGUCUUUAUUGAUUGUUUAAUCAGUGCAGAUUUCUGCAUUACAUUUGGUAGGUAACAUCAAAGCAAUAUGUACAUACCGUUUUUUAGAUAAGUGUAUUUUAAUAUCACUAACAUGGGUUGUUGCACAAAUUCUGCUGUAGAUACAAAUGGAGAAUUGUACUUUAUAUAUAAUUUUCUUAUCACCAAUUCCAUUGCUCUUGACUGUAAAUAUCCCAAAUUAAGCUGUUGGAUCAUGUCUGAACAAAUAAUGAAACUUGUAAGAUGUUUAUAUUGAAUGUUUUAACUAAAAGAAAUCCACUAACUUAAAUGUUCCUGUAGCCAUAUUGUGUGAAAUAUUCACCAAAAAUGCAAUGGUUUGUAAACUAGUUUAAUGGACGGGCCUUGGCAAAGGAUAGAUGAAAUAUCUUGUUUUUGAUUGCAUUGUUUUAGGGAGGAAUUUCAGUGAGAAAAAUAAAGCCAAUCAAGGAGAUGGAAUUGUAAGCUUCAUCUUAAUAAAUUUACUGUGGGUGUGGAAGUUGGAAUAGCUGCUGUACUGACAUAACUUCCUUCCAUGGAAAUUAAUUUUUGCUAGUUGAGUGUUUUUCCAUGUUGAUUAUUUGCUCUCCAGGACGAAUGCUCAGUUAUCUGCUAAAUAUAGUCUCCUUGCUGUUAUCCAUCAAGUAAAUUGCUUUGAAAGGAAUUUGGAAUACAUUAAAUUAUGUCCAACAGCAUCACCCCCCCCCCCCCCCCAACAAUACUGUAUUGGCUUAAUAGAUCGCAGUUUAGUCUUGAGAUCUAAAAUGCCAUGGGGGUGCCACAGUAGAAUAGUAAUUAGUGCGCGCUAUUACAGUUCCACAGUUCGGAGUUCAAUACCCAGCACCGUCUCUAAGGAGUUUCUACGUUCUCUCCAUGACUGCAUGGUUUUCAAUGUCUGAAGUAAAUUAACUAUCAAAUUACAUAUGUCACCAUAUACAAUCAUGAGAUCCAUCUUCUUGCAGGCAUUCACAGUUAAUACAAGAAACACACUAGAAUCGAGGAAAAAUACCCCUAACGGGAUGGACAAAUAAUCAAAAGAUAACAAACUGUGGAAAUAUGAAAGAAAGGAGGGAAAAAAUAAUAAAUGACUGGGAACUAAAUAUAUAGAGCAUGAGUCCUUGACAGAGUCCAUAGGCUGUGGGAACAGUUCAAUGAUGGGGUGAGUUAUUCCUUCUGGUUCAAGAGCCUGAUGGUUGAAAGGUAAUAAGUUUCUGAAUCUGGUGUUGUGGGUCCUGGGUCUCCUGUACUGCACCCAACUGGAUGGCAGUACUGAGAAGAGAGCGUGGAGAAGAUAGACCAAUGCGAUAGUGGUCAUUAUAAAUUGUACCAUAAUUAGGGUAUUGUUAAAUAGGUGGGUUGCUGGACCAGAAGGGCCUGUUCUGUACUGUAUAUCUAAAUUAAAAAAAAAUAAAAUCUACCAGGCACGAAUCAAUGAUUAUCAUACAUGUUAUCGGCUCUUGUGCAUAGAGUUAUUGAAUAAAUUUUGUUUCUUAAAGUUCUUA